Molecule: messenger RNA, 2258 nt
Organism: Salmo salar (Atlantic salmon)
Lineage: Eukaryota; Metazoa; Chordata; Actinopteri; Salmoniformes; Salmonidae
Source: RefSeq, a predicted model, not a curated record
UAAAAAUCAGCCGUUUCCAGCUACAAUAGUCAUUUACAACAUUAACAAUGUCUACACUGUAUUUCUGACCAAUUUGAUGUUAUUUUAAUGGGCAAAAACAAUAGCUUUUCUUUCAAAAACAAGGACAUUUCUAAGUGACCCCAAACUUUUGACCGGUAGUGUAUAUUAUGUGUGUGUGCGUGUGCAUGCGUGUGUGUAUAUAUUCAUUUAAAAAACAGUGGCUUUUAAUUUUGUAUUUCAUGUUGUGUUCAUGUUAAAUCCGUUAUGGGAUAUAUAUUUUACAUUACAGACACGAGAAUGACAUCGUGCUGCCAAGGCACAUAGCCCUUACAGACCCUGGAUGCCUCUGCACGUACUUUAAAAUAUUCAGGUCGAGGUUAACAGUUCUGUUCCUAGGGAUAAAAGCAUCUGCUAAAUGACUAUAUUAAUAACAAACCACCAAGCUCAUCCAAUGCUGUAUGUCCACUUGAUUGACAUGUAUUCUAAAAUGAUUUCCCUGUACUGAGAACCCCACCAACCAUUCAACACUUUAUUUAUGGGAAUCCCAGACUUGCCUCCUUGACUGAUGUGUUGUUCCCUUAGCUCAGGACUAUUUCUGUAGCCUAUGGAUGUCACUGUCCUGCUGAGGACUGAUACCAUGUAAGUGCAACACCCAGGAAUAGUUAUGCUCACUCUGCCCCCUGGUUACAAUGGAUGACAUCCCUCAAUGGAGAAUACUGGGAGGAGUCAUUCUUAAAUACAUAAUGGGAAUGUUAAUCAUAUAGAAUAAUAAGGAAGUAAACUUGUAUCUCUUGUUUGCUUUGAGUCUAUAUCAGUCUAUACACUGAGUAGACCAAACAUUAGGAACACCUUCCUAAUAUUGAGUUGCAACCAUGGGUGAUGGGACAAGACUGUAAUUACCAAUUGGGGAGAAAAAUGGGUAAAAAGUACCAAAAAAAAGCAAAUGGGAGGUAGCCUCUUCACAAUAUAACAGGUUGGAGAAGAGAUUUUCUGUUAUUGCCGGAACGUAAGUCAUCGUGAACACAGGAGCAUGGACUUGGCUAUUGCGAUCUCCUGCACUUCCCAAUAGUAACAAAGAAUGACACGUUCAAAUGGCAGCUCACAGUUCAACCACUCUUGGUCAAGACCCAUGUAUUUCAAAGCUGAGCCUGCGAACACCAUCUUGGGCAAGAGGGAGUUUCACACAGGGAUAAUGACAACUCACAGCUCCAAGAGGAAGGGCACUGUUGCUGGAAGACAGGUGACGGUGGUGGACACGCCUGGAUGGUACGUGGGGCGCAUCACCCCUGGCAAUGUGGCACAGGAGCUGGGGCGAGUCGUGUCCCUCUGUUCCCUGGGGCCCCAUGCCAUCCUCCUGGUGGUCUCUGCCACAGGGGACUUCAGGCAGGGAAAAUGGAGGACCACGGAGGAGCGUCUGAGGCAGAUCCAGGCCCCUAUCUGGCAGCGAACUAUAGUGCUCCUAACCCACUGAGAUGAGAUACCAGGAGGAACCACUGUCGAGGAACACAUCCAAGGGAAGGACAAGAGUCUCAUGUGGCUUGUGGAGAGAUGUGGGAACAAGUUACAUGUUCUGGACAGCCAAGCCAGGGACAAAGAGCUUCAGGUCCAAUUGCUGUUGGAGAAAAUUGAUAGGAUGGUGGAGAAAAUAGGCGCCCAAGGGAAAUACAGGAGAGGUUGUACAGCCAGGUGAGAGAGAGCUUAAGGAUGAGAGGAGGGAAACAGCAGGGAGAGGACAUAGAAAUGCUUGUCAUGCAGGACAUGAGGACAAGGCAGAAUCAGCGGGUCACAGCAGUGGUACCCAUAGGUAAGUGCUCUGCUCUCACAAGACUCAAUGAUGAGCUGGGGUGUAAAAUUGAAUGUUUGUGGCAAAGGUUAAAGAAGACAAUUGCAAAUAGAGAACAUUAGGCUACUUGGUAGCAUUGUAUAACUGCACAGGCAGUUGAGAUGUUAUUGUUUCUUUUUUUGACAGAGGCAUCCAAAACGUAGAGUUCAGCAGGAAAUACCAUUCUUGGCAGAAGAGAGUUUGACAGUGGCAAAAUAACAGUCCAGUGUGUGGUGGAAGGGAGGACAGUCGCAGUGGAUUUCUUUCUAAUUUUUACUAACGACAUGCCACUGACUUUGAGUAAAGCCAGUGUGUCUGUGUAUGCGGAUGACUCAACACUAUACAUGUCAGCUACUGCAGCGACUGAAAUGACUGCAACACUCAACCAAGAGCUGCAUUUAUUUUCAGAGUGGGUGGCAAGGAAUAAGUUAGCCCU